AGAAAGGUGUUGAUGAAAAUGAAGGAAUAUUUCGCACCACCAUGAUUGAAUCAAUGGAAUCAAUGAAACGGAAAAUGGAAGAUUUAGAGUUUCAGGUGAAGAGAGCAAGGAUCUCAUUUGAAGCCUCAACAAUCUCUACACAAG
Molecule: messenger RNA, 144 nt
Organism: Entrophospora candida
Lineage: Eukaryota; Fungi; Glomeromycota; Glomeromycetes; Entrophosporales; Entrophosporaceae
Source: the annotation of a GenBank genome assembly